CGAUUCACAAAAUCCUAUUUUAUUUAUAUUUUGAAAUUGCAUUUACAUUGCAGUCAGACGUGACAUGUGUUUGACAUUCACUUCAAUGCACUCUACCAUCAGUUGAAACCAUUGACACACAUCACCACCAAUGGGUCCAAUGCCUCGCAAACGGGUUAAGAGGGGAACAGUGGAUGAGGUGAUGGUCGCCAACAAUGGCGGUGCGACCGAAGAGACCGUUAAGACAUCCAAAGGCAAGAAGUCGCAGAAGAGGACUAAGAAGUCUUCGGCGACAACCAUAUCCUCGCAGAAGACACCGAAAUUCAAAUGCAGUGAAUGUCUGUUGGGUUUCGACACCGAAAAGGACAUCAAUUCGCAUAUAUUUAGCACACAUUACGGACUCGCCCGAAUCAACGACGACCUGAAGACCCCAUUCACUGAGAAUCAGAUAAUUCAAGCGCUAAUCAAAGCCCAGAAAGUGAUGAAAGUGUUGAAGUGUCACAACGAGGGUUGCAAUAAGACCUUCAAGAGUGGUCUCGGAUUGAAAAUGCAUUGGGAUUUGUGCGGCAAAAGUGAGAGCGAAAUCACCAAAAAUUGUGAGAUCUGUGGCAAACAACUUAAGAUUCAAUCGGUUUCCUAUCACAUGAGAUCCAAACACAGCAAUCGGUCACCGGAUUCGCCGUCCGAUGAAGAGGUGGUCACCAAUGAUGAGGACAAUAGCAGUGCGAAGACUCCCAGAAAGAGAGCGUCGGCUAUAAAAGCCCAGAAGACUAUCAAAAAGAGCACAAAAGGAGAGCUGAUAAUCAGCGGAAGCGUUAGUGACAACGAAUUGACGGCAAAGAGUGAUUCGGAUACUGAAGUGGAGGCCGAAGAACCCGAAGAUAAGCAGACGUUCGAGAAAAACAAAACUUCGAGAGAAUUGAAUGAAUUGAAAGAAUUAAAGGAUUCGUAUAAUAAUAAGUUGAACACAGAAUCGGGUUUUCGACAAAUACUACUCCUUUGGAGAGAAUCUGUGAUUUCGAUCAAAGAAUUUCUGCGGGAAAUACCGAAAGACCAGUUCCAGCAGUGGCUCAACACUGUGUCACUGAAAGGCAAAGUCAGGUGUCCUCUCGAAGGCUGUAACCAAGCGUUCACAACACGCGAUGGACUCAAAUACCAUUACCAAAGGUGUGGAAUUGAGUUCAAAUUCACGUAUAAAUGCAAACUCUGUGGCUUUGAGGCACUCAAAGGAAAUAAAACUAUUGUUCAACACUUGUGGACAACUCAUAAGGAAUCGAUUCCAGAGCUGCCGUCAGAGCUCUUGGAGUUUAUCACUGAAGUGGAUAUGAGUCGCAUCGGUAACCAAAGUAACGGAUCCGCAAAAUACGAGAUCAACCGAAAGGAUACGACUACUUAUGCCCUCGAAUUUCAUCGCCGGUUUUACAAACAGAAAUCAUUUCCAUCUUAUGUGCCAACGAGUCAGUCAUGGAUUCCUUUGUCCGAAGAUGAGCUGAGCGCCUACAUCCCAACGCCCAACCCCUCGGCGUAUUUCAAGUCCACCUUAAGUACCGGCGACUCAUGGAAUCAGUUGAAUCUAUUCGAGUCGUUGUCUACCCAACAAUACAUCACUUUCUUCGUGGGCGGCCCCGUGUGGGCGACCGCCUGGUGUCCCCUCCCGCACAGCGCCACCACUUGUGAUCAGUUCUUAGCCGUGGCGUCGAACAUGAAUUGGGACACAACUCACACACUGAACGACACGGACAUCGAGAGCGGACUCAUUCAGCUCUGGAGCGUCGGACAACUCGGCACUGCAUUCGACGCCACAGUUAAGCCCCGACUGGCCUUCAGUAUUGCCCACUGCUGUGGAAUGGUAUGGGAUAUGGAGUGGUGUCCGGGCGGCACCACAUGGGACGACAUCAGCGGUCAUAAGCCAAAUGAUACUCAAGCCUUGCCUCGUAUGGGACUGUUAGCCCUGGCGUGCGGCGAUGGUUUCGUACGCAUUCAUAGUAUACCUCAUCCCCAGACACUCAACAAUUCAUACGACAAUACUCUCUAUUAUAACGAACCGGUCGUUAUACUAAACCCUCCCGGAGUGGGAAACUCAGUCAACUGCGAGAACACAAUCUGUAAAUGCAUUUCUUGGAUCAAAUCCAACGAACAGCACCUAAUCGUCGCCGGAUAUGGCAGUGGAGUGAUCGCCGUCUGGGAUCUGACCACCAAAUCGUCGCUUCUGAUUGUGGAGCAGAGCGUCAGUCAAACCAUAUUAAGACCGCUCAACAGUUGGAUGGCUCACAGCGCGUCCGUCAAUGGCAUCAAAUGGUUUGACUCAUCCAGCGAUCAGUUCGUCGUUUCGUGUGGUUUCGAUCGGUCGGCAAAACUCUGGAAUCUAAAGGAUCUGACCGUUCCCAUCACUACCGUCAAGAGGGGGUUAUUUACCGCAAUCGACACUCAUAUGCAAUGGAACGGAAUGUUUUUGGGCAACGAUGACUGCUAUCUUGCAAACAGUCUGACCACUCAUAAGAGCUGUGUUUGGGAUAUGUCAUUAUCUGAGUGGACGGCAGCAGUGGUCAGUGUAGACGCGGCCGGAGAAGCAGUAAUUUUCCCCAACUUUCAAUUCAAAGCCGACCCAAAGAGGAAACCCUACGAUAGACUUCCUCUGUUCCAUAUCUCAGUCCAGCCCUUGGAUGAGAUAACACCCAAACCAUCGAAGAAUACGAAAACUAAGAAAUCGAAGCAAAAGGACGACAAAAAUGAUUUAAUAAUCGAUGCAAAGGAGCCGCCCCUCAGGUCUUACCCUGAGUUCACCGCUAAAUACGGUCUCGUAUUCAAUGAUUACGAUUUGACGUCUGCGAAGGCCAUACCCAUUGACGAAAUAAAUCGGAUCCGUUUGCCAACGCAUAUGCAAUACCAGCGACUCAGCGAUUAUCCGCUCCUAUCAAUCAAUAGAGUCUGCUGGAAUCCAAACCACACGUCCUGUGUCUGGCUUUUGACGGCCACGCAGUCGGGUCUCUGUCGGCUCUCGUGUGUCCCGUUCCUCAGCUCAACCCCAGCACUCAACACUUGAUACCCCCGGACGACACAACUGUUACCAAACAUCGACUUAUUUUUAUAGACAAUUAUAUAUACAAAAUAUUUUAUUGUAUUUAUUAAAUUAAGUUAAAUUAACUGAGUCUUGAAUUUUUUUUGUAUACUUUAAAAGUGUAAUUAAAAAUUUUGAUAUCAA
Molecule: messenger RNA, 3181 nt
Organism: Oppiella nova
Lineage: Eukaryota; Metazoa; Arthropoda; Arachnida; Sarcoptiformes; Oppiidae
Source: the annotation of a GenBank genome assembly